CAGCUAGCAUCCUGAGUGGGAACCUCCUCUGCACUUGCUUGUGAUCCAAAAGCAGAAAAUAAAAUCUGCCUGAACCCCAGCUUUUCAGAAUGGCAGGGAAAACAGCCAUCAUGAGUGAGGACAACAAGAAUUCUCUGGAGCAAAUCCUUCCGCAGCUGAGAUGCCAUUUCACGUGGAACUUAUUUAAGGAAGAAAGUGUCCCUCAUGACCUCGAAGAAAGAGUGUGUAACCAGACUGAAUUUUUAAACUCUGAGUUCAAAGCUACAAAGUACAACUUGUUGGCCUACAUAAAACACUUAAAGGGUCAAAACAAAGCAGCCCUGCAAUGCUUACAGCAAGCCGAAGAGUGCAUCCGGCGAGAGCACGCUGACCAGGCAGAGGUCAGAAGCCUGGUCACCUGGGGAAACUACGCCUGGGUCUACUAUCACCUGGGAAGAUUCGCAGAAGCUCAGGUUUAUGCUGACAAGGUGAAACAAGUCUGCCAGAAGUUCUCAAAUCCUUACAGUAUUGAAUGUCCUGAGCUGGACUGUGAGGAAGGGUGGACACUGGUCAAGUGUGGUGGGAAAAAAAUUGAAAGGGCAAAGGUGUAUUUUCAGAAGGCUCUGGAAGAGAAACCCAACAACCCAGAAUUCUCCUCUGGACUGGCCAUCGCAAUGUACUACCUGGAUGAGAGGCCAGAGCACCAGUCCCCUGUGGAAAUUCUGAGGCAGGCCGUUGAGCUGAGUCCCGACGAUCAGUACAUCAAAGUUCUCCUGGCCCUGACGCUGCAGAAGAUGAAUGAACAAGCUGAAGGGGAACAGCUGGUUGUCGAGGCUCUGGGAAAAUCUCCUUGUCAAACAGAUGUCCUUUGCAGUGCAGCCAAAUUUUACCAAGGAAAAGGUGAUCUAGACAAAACAAUUGAACUGUUGCUAAGGGCACUGGAAUCCAUACCAAACAAUGCCUACCUCUAUCACCAGAUAGCAUGCUGCUACGAGGCAAAAGUCAAACAGAUUCAACAUACCGGAGCAUCUGAAGCUAGUCAGAAAGGAGAGAAGAUUGAAGAACUAAGGAAACAUGCUAGAAACUAUGUGAGUAAAGCGACUGAGAAGGGACCAAAUCCUCCGCAUGCAUAUGCUGAUGAGCUCCUGGAAAACAAAGACUGUUAUGAGACAGCUUUCAGUAAGGAGCUCCCCAGCACCAAGGGACAAGAGCUCCACCAGCAUGACUGCAGUCCUCAGGAGGAUCAUGAGAUAUCUGAAGACACUGCAGUCCAGUGUUCUUUAGACGGUUUAUCCAUAAGCACAAAAUCAACUGAGAAAGAAAAGAUGAUAUUUCAGCUACAGAAUGUAGCUAAAAACCAGCUACCACAGAAUGGACCAUAUUCUUGGUCUCUCCAAGGCUUAAUUCACAAGAUGAAUGGAGAGCUGCUGCAGGCGGCUGAAUGCUAUGAGAAGGCACUGGAUCACCUCCUAAGGAACCGCCCUUCAGGCAUAGGCAGCAUUUUCCUGCCAGCAACUGAGCAUGAAGAAGGCAGUGAGGAAAUGGAGCAGGAUGCAGACAGCUCUAGACUCAGAGAGCUUCCCGACCCCUGA
This is a messenger RNA of Budorcas taxicolor (takin), 1571 nucleotides long. RefSeq names its product interferon induced protein with tetratricopeptide repeats 3 (gene IFIT3). Gene Ontology annotation, cellular component: cytosol. Gene Ontology annotation, molecular function: protein binding. Gene Ontology annotation, biological process: defense response to virus. The record is from RefSeq and is a predicted model, not a curated record. Lineage: Eukaryota; Metazoa; Chordata; Mammalia; Artiodactyla; Bovidae. The coding region runs from base 90 to 1571 and encodes 493 amino acids. The transcript is spliced from 2 exons.